Messenger RNA from Anopheles stephensi (Asian malaria mosquito), 1936 nucleotides. Its product is annotated as L-dopachrome tautomerase yellow-f2. Gene Ontology annotation, cellular component: extracellular region. The coding region runs from base 511 to 1788 and encodes 425 amino acids. The transcript is spliced from 4 exons. The record is from RefSeq and is a predicted model, not a curated record. Lineage: Eukaryota; Metazoa; Arthropoda; Insecta; Diptera; Culicidae.
CAAAACGGAAACGAAAGAAGCUGCAAAAAGUUUUUGGGUUUCGCUAAGCAUCGCUCGGACGACGCACAACGCUAGGUGGAUCGAUGGAAUCGAUUUCGGAUUUAGUACACCAGCGCCGGUGAGCGUUGACUGGCAGAUGAAGAUCACGGGGUUGAGAGCGAGAGCGAACAAAAAACAAAACAAAAACUAGCGGAAAGACGAACGCAGGGAAAAACACUGCUAUGGAACAAAACCGGUACGCGGGUUGAUAGAGCGCGAUCUGUGGCCGGUUUUACGAGAGCCAGCUUCUGCCCCCGGAUGAUCACUGCUCGUAGUGGUAGGCUUUCUCGUAUGCAAACGCGUCAGUGCCAUCAAUUGGCGAUUGUUCGCGUCUCAGGCUGGACGUGUCGUGGGUCGCGCGCUCUUCUUUCCAGUGUCAGUAUAGUGUGCGACUGCCAGAGUGAGUGAUCGGUGCGGUGCAGUGCCAAUUAAGGGUUGUUCGGAGCAAAAAACAAACAAACGACCGCCACUAUGAAGCUCGUUCUCAGUAGUGUAGUGUGUUCGGUGGCCAUUAUUGGGGCGCUGGUAAUUCUGCCCAAUGUGCUCGGUGUGAAGCUGAAGGAAAAGUUCAAGUGGCGCGAAGUAUCGUUUGCCUGGCCUUCGGAGGAUGCAAAACAGGAUGCGUUGAGUUCCGGAAAAUAUAUCGUGCACAACAAUCUCCCCCUGGGCCUAGAACGCUGGCGGGACAAACUGUUUAUCACUGUUCCAAGAUGGAAAUCUGGUGUAGCUGCAUCGCUGACAUACGUGAACGUGUCGGACGGUAUGAGUCCCGAUUUGCACCCUUACCCGGGAUGGGAUGAAAAUGAGCUUCCUGCAGAGCGCAAUGGAGCAUCUGAUGACGGAUCGAGAUAUUUGAAAAAUAAUGCCACCAUCAUUUCCACCUUCCGGGUCCGUGCUGACGAAUGCGAUCGUCUGUGGGUUAUGGACACUGGACUGGCCGAUAUUCUCGGGGACGCUGUGCAGUACGCGCCACCUUCGCUUGUGCUUUUCGACCUGUACACGGAUAAGCUCAUUCGGCGCCACUUUUUCAACAGCACGCUGCUUAAGGAAGACUCAUUCUUUGCGAAUGUCAUCGUUGAUGCAGAGCGCGGAGAUUGCGAUAAUGCCCAUGCGUACAUUCCCGACUUGGGAAGCUAUGCGGUGAUAGUGUAUUCUUUGGCAGAGGAUCGAGCGUGGCGCGUGAAGCACAACUUCUUCCACUUUGAUCCACUCGCGGGCGAUUACAACAUCGGUGGCGUGAAUUUCCAGUGGACGGAUGGUGUGUUUGGUAUGGCCGUGGGAAAACGCCUGCUCGACGGUACCAGGCCCGUGUACUUUCACGCUUUUUCUAGCACGAAAGAGUUCAUGGUAUCAAACACGGUGCUGAAGAACGAAUCGUACGCCCAAAGCUCGCAGGCGUACUACGACUACAAACUGUUGGGUGACCGUGGACCGAACUCGCAAUCAUCGGCCGAAUUUUACGAUUCCGAAACAGGCGUUAUUUUCUACACGCAAGUCAACAAGGAUGGUGUGGGCUGUUGGAAUACGGGCAUGCCGCUGAAUGCAGACACCCAGGGUCUGGUUGAUUCCGACAGUGAUGCGCUAGUGUUUCCGAACGAUCUUAAGGUGGACACCGAAGGAACGCUGUGGGUACUCUCCGAUCGACUGCCUAUGUUUAUCUUCACGAGUUUGGAUGCCGAGCAGUACAACUAUCGCAUUCUGGUAGGAGAAACACGAGAAAUUAUUAAGGGAACGCCGUGUGAUAAGUGAGCCCGGCCAACGGUUUUUUUGGUUCGUAAUUCUAUCGAGAACACUUGUAUAGACGAACACAAAAAUUAAGCACAAAGCUCUCGGUUCACUAAACGUUUUUCACCAAUAAACAUUCCAACACCAAUGCCUUUUUGCAUUGCAACUAUUA